Molecule: messenger RNA, 807 nt
Organism: Penicillium lagena
Lineage: Eukaryota; Fungi; Ascomycota; Eurotiomycetes; Eurotiales; Aspergillaceae
Product: Fig1 domain-containing protein
Exons: 4
Coding region: 1-807 (268 amino acids)
Biological process (GO): conjugation with cellular fusion
Cellular component (GO): mating projection tip; membrane
Source: RefSeq, a predicted model, not a curated record
AUGGCGAUUCGAUUUUUUGAAGGAUGGGGCCGAUUCGUGCCGAUGAUCGGAUACCAUCAUGUGUUGAUGAUUGUGAUUGCUGUGGCGAUUAUCUUACUAUCACUCCUGUUGGCCGGAUGUUCUUCAUCAUCCCCGCAAAUCCCUAGCAUCUUCCUGAUCUCCAUGUACUAUGAGAAGUACAAGCCAACGUUCAACCUCGCCCAGGUCUUCCCCGACGAGAUCACGGCCAUCUCCCACAUCGUUGGUACAGCCGAACUUGAGGUCCGCGUGGGAUACUUUGGUAUCUGUGUCUCGCCAGAUGGGGGAGCAUUUAUCUGUAAUGCCAACGCCACUGCCUUGGCAGAGAUCGUGACCACGGAGCAAGAUCCCAUGAACUUGAUUUGGGUCGCUUCAACGUUCAAGGAUGCGGUAGUGUUCCCAUAUCUCCUAAUCGUUGCCAUCGUUCUCGCGUUUUUCUGCUUCAUCCUUCUGGCGACCUUCCCCGGCUGGCACGAGGAGGUCGACGAGUCCGGCUCUGAGCGCGAAGUCAAACCCUUCCCCUCUCGACCGGUCUCCCAGGCCGCCCUCGCCCUGAUCUUUGUCGCCUCCGUGUUUGUUCUCGUCUCCGUAUUAUGGCAACAUACGGCUUCCGUCGCUGCAAGCACAAUAGCCCAAGAUAUGGGCAAUGGCAGCAUCAAGAGCGGUGUCGGUACCUCCGCCAUGGUACUGGGUUGGUUCGGAUUCGUGCUCAUGGUCGUUGUCACGAUCGGUCUUUUGGUGAUGAUUCUCAGCAUCAGCUUGAUCCGGAAACUGACCGACGAUGAGUGA